CGGGGCGGGGGCUUCCUUCAACCUGCGCCGCUCCAAUAUGGCUCCGCGCCUGUGCAGCAUCUCUGCAGCGGCGCAGCGGUUGCUGGGGGGCCCGAAGCCCAGAGCCGGGGACCUUGCGGUUGCCACGCGCUUCUAUUCCAAGGACAAUGAAGGUAGCUGGUUCCGCUCCCUCUUUGUGCACAAGGUGGAUCCCCGGAAGGAUGCCCACUCCACCCUCCUGUCCAAAAAGGAAACAAGCAACCUCUACAAGAUCCAGUUUCACAAUGUGAAGCCCGAGUGUCUGGAUGCCUACAACAGCCUGACGGAGGCUGUGCUGCCCAAGCUGCACCUGGAUGAGGACUACCCCUGCUCGCUCGUGGGCAACUGGAACACAUGGUACGGGGAGCAGGACCAGGCAGUACACCUGUGGCGAUUCUCAGGCGGCUACCCAGCCCUCAUGGACUGCAUGAACAAGCUCAAAAACAACAAGGAGUACCUGGAGUUCCGAAAGGAGCGGAGCCAGAUGCUGCUGUCCAGGAGAAACCAGAUGCUCCUUGAGUUCAGCUUCUGGAACGAGCCACAGCCCAGAGCAGGCCCCAACAUCUAUGAGCUGAGGACAUAUAAGCUCAAGCCAGGAACUAUGAUCGAGUGGGGGAACAACUGGGCUCGGGCCAUCAAGUACCGGCAAGAGAACCAGGAGGCGGUAGGCGGCUUCUUCUCGCAGAUAGGAGAACUCUACGUCGUACACCAUCUCUGGGCCUAUAAAGACCUACAGUCUCGGGAGGAGACUCGAAAUGCUGCCUGGAGGAAGAGGGGCUGGGAUCAAAAUGUCUACUAUACAGUCCCACUGGUGCGACACAUGGAGUCUCGGAUCAUGAUCCCUUUGAAGAUCUCACCUCUCCAGUGAUGCUGCCGCUGCCUUCUUCCCCUUCUGCCUCAGGGCAGCCAAUGGACAGAGGAGAUCCCAGUCCUGCUGUCUUGGUUUUCUCUUGGAUCUGGGAGGACUUUGGGGGUUUGUGCUAAGCUCAGACAAGGGGAAGCUGAAGGAUGACAGGGUUCUGAGAACUUGCCACUCUGCCCAGGCUCUUCCCACCCCUUCCCCUGUGCUGGAAGCAGUUUUUAGUUUUUCUGAUGAAGAACAGCAACCUUUCAUGUCUUCUCACAUAGCCUCCUAAGAUUCCUUAUCUCAAGGCCAUCAGUCCUAGUUAUCACCAUGGGAGCCCUCAGUUUAGCUUUACUUGGACAAAAGGUAGUGUGUCCAGGGGUUAGAGGUGGGUUGGGGAGGGAGGAGGUCAGACCAGACCUGGCUCUCUGGAAUUCCCUGGUCUCUACUGGGCCACCCACUUGCUGGAUAGUCUGAGCCAAGUCCCUCCUGUCAGGGAAAAGCCUAAAAUUGCCUCAAGAAGUAAAGGGGAAAACCCUAAAGUUAGCAAAAUCAAUGUGAGGUCCUACAUAUUCCAUUCAGAAAGGCUGGGAAAAGGGAUGGAGCUGGGAAGGAUCUGAGUCAUGGAAUGGAACAUGAACCUAGAAGGUAGAACAUAGAAUUCAGAACUUGGAUUUGAAUUGCAGAAUUUGGAAUACAGAAUCAGAACGAUAGAACAGAGGUUAUAUAAGGACACCUGGGAAGGGGUUCCUAAUACAAGGCAGUUAGAAAGAGGCUCAUCUCUUUCUCCCUAUGUAAUGAGAUUGAGAGCUUGACUGGGUAGCUCCAGCUCUGCUGUGUAAGGAGAGUCUCCUCCCCCUUUUCACUACUGCAGGCUAAAGGAGUGGGCCAGGGCUUGUAUUUCCCUCACCCUGCAAUGCCUUUUCUCUCUUCAUAUUCUAUUAGCCCAACCCUCAUUCUACUGGGCCACUGGGGACGUGGAGUGGGGUCAGCGACUUCAGUGAUCCCCACACCUCAUGAACCUCUAGGUAGCCUGAUUCAGUCUCUCUUUCAGGAAAACUUACACUGGAGUCACUGAUGGAACCAAUUAAAUAUUUACUAUAAA
Suricata suricatta (meerkat) is the source of this 1967-nucleotide messenger RNA. RefSeq names its product nipsnap homolog 1 (gene NIPSNAP1). The coding region runs from base 38 to 886 and encodes 282 amino acids. The record is from RefSeq and is a predicted model, not a curated record. The transcript has 10 exons. NCBI's taxonomy places the organism in Eukaryota, Metazoa, Chordata, Mammalia, Carnivora, Herpestidae. Gene Ontology annotation, cellular component: mitochondrion.